CUGCGGUGAGGAGCGAAGCAAGGAGUUCGUUGCGCCAUGGACAUGUGCAGUUGUGUCAGCACGAGCAGCGGUCUUAGUCAUGUUUAUAUUCAUCCUCAGCGUUUAGACACACACAGCUGUAUGAAUGCACCACUCCCCCCUUCCCUGUACAGACAAGAGCCCGGACCCGUGCAUUACAGCAUCACUUCUCACACACAGCACGACCCCAAACCAGUGGACGGUGUAUUGGGAAAUGAAGUCUACUCGAAAGCGUCCCCACACUGGCACACGCAUUUCCUGAAUGACCUGGCUCAUACGCUGCGAGCGAGCCGAUCAUUCAGAUACGUCUCUGCGCCGCCUGUCUCUGAGAUGCAGGAUCAGUACAGGGGACACUCGGCGCCGUACCAGCCCCUGCAGCCUCACUACAGGGAUCUUCAUGGACGGCUCCAUCAUUCUUCAGUUCUGCUGCCCAAAGAGCCAGCGCUCAGCACGACUCACACGGAUUACAGGCGCUUUAAAAGGUCUGAAUUGGCUUCCGUCUCGGCCUCGGACACCUCGCCCACCCGUGGACCCUUCCCCCAUCUGAUCCACCUUCCCCCUGUCAAGGCCCCGCCCAGUGUGAUGCACCGCCCAUCUGUACCGGUACCACACGGAGGCAGAAGCAGCGUGUACACGGAUACCUUUCGUGUCCCUGUGCAUCCGCCCGUUUCCUCCACCCAGGUGGCUGUCCUUGCUGAGACCAAACAUACCGACGAGAGUGGGCGGAGCUUAUUGCAGCAUAUUUUAGACGUGCCCCAUAUGUACAGCACAGAAAACCGCACUUAUGGAAAAGAGAGGAUAGUGCUUGUGAUUUAAAUUUAAGUUAAAAUCUUAACAUCUGCACCUAUGCCGUGCCUGCAUCCCACAUUCCUGACAUUAUGGGAGGUUUUCUACAACUCGAACUAAAUUCCCGCAGAGAG
This is a messenger RNA of Clarias gariepinus (North African catfish), 938 nucleotides long. RefSeq lists its product as uncharacterized. The record is from RefSeq and is a predicted model, not a curated record. The transcript has 7 exons. Bases 37 to 834 code for a protein of 265 amino acids. Lineage: Eukaryota; Metazoa; Chordata; Actinopteri; Siluriformes; Clariidae.